AUGGCGGCAGCGAGUCUUCGGGCGCUGUCCUGGACCAAGGGCGACUACCACAUCUCAACUGACUCGUCGCUCAUCCCCGUCUCAGCCCUGCGGCGGUUCUUCGCCUCCCCCGGGUUCUACUGGGCCGAGCCGCUGCCCGACGACGUCCUGCGGGAGACUUUUGACAAUUCGCUAUCCUUUGGGCUGUUUCACAAGCCGAGCGGCGAGUGCGCCGGCAUCGCGCGCUGCGUCACCGACUUCACCACCUUUCUCUACGUGACCGACGUGUGGGUCGAGCCGGAGCUGCAGGGCAAGGGGCUCGGCGGCUGGCUCGUCGACUGCGUGCAAGAGGUCGUCGAGUCGAUGCCGCACCUGCGGAGGAGCAUGCUCUUCACGGGUAACUGGGAGAAGUCGGUGCCGUUUUACAAGCGCCGGAUGGGGAUGGAUGUGAUGGAGAGCCAGGAGGGCAAAGGGCUGGCCAUCAUGGUUCGGAAUGGCCGCGGCCACCCGAGCAACUUGGCGAAAUCUAAGGAAACAAAUGGCACACAUUGA
Purpureocillium lilacinum is the source of this 531-nucleotide messenger RNA. RefSeq lists its product as uncharacterized. Gene Ontology annotation, molecular function: acyltransferase activity, transferring groups other than amino-acyl groups. The record is from RefSeq and is a predicted model, not a curated record. Lineage: Eukaryota; Fungi; Ascomycota; Sordariomycetes; Hypocreales; Ophiocordycipitaceae.